Drosophila novamexicana is the source of this 541-nucleotide messenger RNA. RefSeq names its product RING-box protein 2 (gene Roc2). Gene Ontology annotation, biological process: protein ubiquitination; ubiquitin-dependent protein catabolic process. Gene Ontology annotation, molecular function: zinc ion binding; ubiquitin protein ligase activity; cullin family protein binding. NCBI's taxonomy places the organism in Eukaryota, Metazoa, Arthropoda, Insecta, Diptera, Drosophilidae. The transcript is spliced from 2 exons. Gene Ontology annotation, cellular component: nucleus; Cul5-RING ubiquitin ligase complex. Bases 76 to 411 code for a protein of 111 amino acids. The record is from RefSeq and is a predicted model, not a curated record.
GAAGAAGCAGAGCGGCAUUCACAUUUCUCACUAAAAACAACUUAAACAAUAUUUAAUUUAAAUUGUGCUCAAAACAUGGCCGAUGAUGCCGAAAACUCAGUGGACAACAGACCAGCGGACGACAACAAGCCGGAGAAAAUGUUCACGCUCAAAAAAUGGAACGCCGUAGCCAUGUGGAGCUGGGACGUCGAGUGCGACAUAUGCGCCAUUUGCCGCGUCCAAGUCAUGGAUUCCUGCCUGCGCUGCCAGGCGGAGAACAAGCGGGACGUGCUGGGGCGCCAGGACUGCGUUGUCGUCUGGGGCGAGUGCAAUCACUCGUUUCAUCACUGCUGCAUGUCCUUGUGGGUUAAACAGAACAAUCGCUGCCCGCUGUGUCAGCAGGAGUGGUCCAUACAGCGCAUGGGAAAAUAGGCCACGAGAUAAUGCCGGUUGGACGGACCUCAUAAUAAUUAAAUACCCCUUAAGCUAAAGCAUGUAAGCGUUUCUGAUAUAAGCAAUAACUUAGAAUCAUUUCAAACUGUCGAGCUGAAUAAAUAUAAAU